This is a messenger RNA of Erythranthe guttata (spotted monkey flower), 1210 nucleotides long. RefSeq lists its product as uncharacterized. The record is from RefSeq and is a predicted model, not a curated record. Lineage: Eukaryota; Viridiplantae; Streptophyta; Magnoliopsida; Lamiales; Phrymaceae.
AUGACCAAUCAAAAUCCAACAUGAAUUAAUUUGUUUGUCAAAAAAAUUAAUUAUAAAUUGAAACGUGAAACUUGCCACUUGCUUAACUAGAUCCCCAAAAUUCACAAUGCUCCGACACGUAAUAAGUUUAUAAACGGAGGACAUAAUAAUAAAUAAAAACAAAACAAAGGGCUAAACUGCAAAAAACGACGAUCGCGUUGAUUCCACGAGGACCACGACUAUAUAGUCCAACCCAUACCCUGGGAACUCAGGAGUCUACUCUCUGUUAGCGAAAUUCAGCAGCUGUGAUUAAUCAUUGUAUCGAGAUUCCUUAUUCAUCAAACUUUACUAGGUUUCCUGUUAUUCCUUUUGAACAAGACUUUGUGAUUUGAAGACUUUGUGAUUUGAAGACAUGUCUCGUUGCUUUCCGUUCCCUCCGCCGGGGUAUGAACUGACCGGAGCAAAGAUUGGGGCUUUUAUCGAUUCCGAUAAGGAAAAACAAUGGAAGAAGGAGAAGAGAAGAGAGAAGAAAGAGAAACGGAAGGAUAAGAGAAGAGAAGCCGAAAUUCAGCCGUUAGAGCGAAGCGGCCUCACGGAAGAACAUUCACAUCCCACCUCGUCUUCAGACAGCACAAAUAACAGCCACAAGACGAAGAAGCAUUAUACUCAUUCACAAGGUAAAGUUAUCUUGAUAAGACUGCCCUCAAACGAGAAAAACGAGCUUCAUUCUGUAGCUAAAGAACAAUACCUCUGCUCAAUAUCUGCAGUUGGAGUAGAGAACUCGGCGCAAACAUUGGAGUUGCGAUAUAAGAAUUUACUUGAGGGUUGUCUUCCGUCAUUGACUCAGUACGCGCGUAUGGAUACAGAGGAUCUUGACUGGCUAAUGCAGGGGAAAAAUGAAGACGUGCGGACCAGGAAAAGGCAGAGAUUCGAACGCGGUGAUUGUACGAGUUUCUCGAAAAGAUCGGAAUUGUGGCCUCGUGCGGAGUACUUGCAUGAAAUUGGUAUCUAUGCAUUGCCUUUCACAGUUCCUUAUUGAGUUUGUGCUGAUGGUCAAAUAUAUAGCACAGUAGUAAUAUGUUGUUUCUGAUAAAAAAAAAAAAUCGGAAUUGCCUCUCAUAGGUUUUGUAUGUUGAGAUCAAAGUUCAUUAGAUUGUUGUGUAUGUAGUAACAUGAAUUGUCAGCCAAUGAGUUCAAUUGUUCAUAAAUACAGUUGUGAUAUAGUUUCAUA